GAUUUCUCCCUUUUUCCUCCAGGCACUUGAGACAUGAAUCCUGCUGUCUUCCUAGUCAUCCUGUGCUUGGCAGUGGCCUCAGCUGCUGAAUCCCCUGAUGUCACUCUGGAGGUCAAAGAUCAAGAGGCGACGAUAACAAAUGAGAAGCCGAAAGAAGAAGAAUACAGAAGAAUGAUAUGGGACCAGUUUAUGAAGAAGAUUGAAGUCUACAAUAAGAAAAAAGGCCUGGAGAACGAGGACAUCAGCCUAGAAAUGAGUGUGUUUGAUGACCUGACUGAUAGCGAAUUCACAAAAUUGAUGAAUGAAGUUUUAUUGCCAAUGUUUGAUGGGGAGGAGAAGACUCAAACACAGCCAGUUGGUGAUGCCGUUAAGUUUGAAUAUUCGCCAGCGAGUGGUGAUGUCCAGGAUCAGCCACAGUAACAUGGAUGGCAACGUAAAGCAGCCAAGGAGUGAAGCGACAACUGUGCCUUUGUCUCAGAGCCUCCUGCCCCAAGAUGUGAGCUGCCUGAUGGUGAGGAAGAAGAUCUGACGUGGGGGAAGGGAGCAGAGCAGAAGGGACCUCAACAUCACAGGAUCCAACACUCAAAUCCCUUCAGAGCCACACUGUGGUGUGAACUCCAGGGCAUGAUCACACUAGAAUAAAAAACCUUACAAACACGUUAAC
Messenger RNA from Alexandromys fortis (reed vole), 664 nucleotides. Its product is annotated as trophoblast-specific protein alpha-like. The record is from RefSeq and is a predicted model, not a curated record. Lineage: Eukaryota; Metazoa; Chordata; Mammalia; Rodentia; Cricetidae. The coding region runs from base 34 to 420 and encodes 128 amino acids. The transcript has 4 exons.